AUGGCGGACCACAUUACCCAGAUUCGGGCGGACUACAAUGCCAUUGAGGAUGUGUCCGAUGAAGCAGCCCUCCGACCCCUUGCGAUUCUGUCGAUCACCUUGGCGCGCCUACUGAUUGGCGCCAAUGUGGUCGAAGAAGAUCUGGAAGCGGCUAACGCAGCCAAGGAGGCGGCGACCCGGGCGCUUCGUGACAAGAGUACCGACCAGGUGACUGAGCUCAGGAUCAACUACGCUCAGUUAAUGGGCAUAGCCAUGGGACUUCCUCUGCAGCGCAACGCACCCAACGCACCAGUUCGGCCGGGUGGCACCGACCCCACGACACUUUGGCGCCAACAGACCCGAGUGGAUGUUGCUCGCAACCAGGGUUUGAGCAAACUCGGAGCUAACUCCUCGGACGGACUCGACACACUGGUCAAGCUGAUGGAGAUGUGGCAUGUUAGCACAGACCCAUCCUUGUUCGAACCGAAAACGAUCCCCGACUUCCCGGAGCCCCUCAACGUCAUGGCAAUGUUCAAGUUGAAGGUAGCAAGUGGCGCCAAUGAGCGUGCCAGGGGGCUACUCGAACAGUUGAUUGCUUGCAACCCUGAUUGGGGAUGGGCUGAUUUCGUCGCAUGGGCAGAGAGCACGACCACCACCCCAAUCCAGCGUACCAACAGGGAUAUAGCCGCCUCCAUCAGUGAGAUUUCCUUCGACUGGUGGGCAAAGCACACAGCACCGGACGGUCGACAAAGCACGCCUGCCAUCGAAUUCAGCCGGACCAUGCGCAAUGCUUGCACUGACGCCCUUAGUUCCCCCCACAGCGAGCUGGUCGCGUCGGCGAUCCUCGACAAGGUUGACGUCUCUCUCCGCCACUUACUGGGACCCAACAUGGCCCGGGUGACGAACGUGUUGGAUCUCUGCAAAAUGAUUGAGAGCAUACCUCGGGACAGCUACCAAUCGCACCUUGCGCAGCACGAGCGGAUCGCGGGCCUGGCCACACGAGCUGAUAUCCGUAAGGAGAUGACGUCAGGAGCCGGCAGAGCGACGGCCGCCGACCGAGGACACUCGGGAACCCAGCAACAGGGGCGCUCGCCGUGGGCCUUCGACGGGUUCCGCUCAGCGCCGGAUCCGGCACCCAAAUCGCAUGCCUCGCUCCCCGCAGGAUUACAAGGAUCGUACUUCACGUCGGAGGACUCGCGCAAGCCAGAGCACCUUCUAGGUAUCUCCUACUCACGAUUUGAUGAUACGUCAUCCGGAAGGCGUGAUUUCGCGCUCGCAUGCACGGCGUACAUGAAGCAGAACCCGCCAACGACAACGAAACCGAACUCCUCGGCCUUUCCCUUGACGCCGGGAACGCAGGCCCCGGGCGCAUUCCGUUCGUGUGACAAAUGUGGGAAGGAAGGCCACAUCUCUCGUAAUUGUUCAGGUUCGCCGGUCAACGAAGUUGAGCGCCGCUUGCGCAGCCUCGUGCGAGCCGACUCCGUCCUCAACCGGGGACCCCGCAACGCCCAACGCACCCGAAUGGUGGCAUUGCUGGCAGAGGAUGACCAACUCGACAUGAUUGACUUGUACGAAACGUUGGCCCAGCUCCCAUCGACCGACAACUUGGAGGAUCAGGAUUUUGUGGACGCCUAG
Messenger RNA from Microbotryum saponariae, 1614 nucleotides. Lineage: Eukaryota; Fungi; Basidiomycota; Microbotryomycetes; Microbotryales; Microbotryaceae. The record is from the annotation of a GenBank genome assembly.